Molecule: messenger RNA, 969 nt
Organism: Nerophis lumbriciformis (worm pipefish)
Lineage: Eukaryota; Metazoa; Chordata; Actinopteri; Syngnathiformes; Syngnathidae
Source: RefSeq, a predicted model, not a curated record
AUGUUUUCAUCGCGGAGGAAACCUGUGCUGUACUUUAAGGAGGAGAGAAGGAUUGCAUGGCGGCGCUGUUCCAUGUACAAGUUGUUUGGAGUUUUGCUGCUGCUGCUGUUGGCAUCGCUGCUGUGGCUCCAGCUCAGCUGUUCAUCCGACAUGGCCGCAUCUUCCUCCUCGUCCUCCUCUUCAAGGUGGGACGGGCGCUUCCCUCAGCAGCCACCCCCGCCUUGCCGACCCGAAAGAGGACAAGAGGCGUCGUGGGGGCCCCACAAGCUGGCACUGGUGGUGCCCUUUCGGGAACGCUUUGAGGAGCUGCUGGUCUUUGUGCCCUUCAUGCACGCAUUCCUCAACCAGAAGAAAAUAGCGCACCAGAUCCUCGUCAUCAACCAGCUGGACCGCUACAGGUUCAACCGAGCGUCCCUGAUCAACGUGGGCUACCUGGAAAGCGCCAAUGACACGGACUACCUGGCCAUGCACGACGUGGACCUGCUGCCCCUCAACGACGCUCUGGACUACAGCUUCCCUGCCGACGGGCCCUUUCACGUGGCCUCCCCUGACCUGCACCCCAUCUACCAUUACAAGAGAUAUGUGGGCGGGAUCCUGCUGCUCACCAAGAAGCAUUACAAAAUGUGUAACGGGAUGUCCAAUCGUUUCUGGGGGUGGGGUCGCGAGGACGACGAGUUCUACCGCCGUCUGAGGAAGGCCAAUUUGCAGCUCUUCCGGCCCAGCGGAAUCACCACGGGCAACAAAACCUUCCUGCACAUGCACGACCCGGCCUGGCGCAAGCGGGACACCAAGAGGGUGGCGGAACAGAAGCAGGCGCAGUUCCAAGUGGAUCCAGAAGGGGGCCUCAGCAACCUGCGCUACCACGUGGAGUCCCGACAGGAGCUGACUAUAGGGGGCGCUCCCUGCACAGUCAUCAACACCGUGUUAGACUGCCAGCAAGAUGAGACACCAUGGUGCGUCUAUGCUUAG